AUGGCGGAUUUUUCAACUUCGGUGAGUACCCUUGAAAAACUCAAUGCUAAUAAUUAUAGCACAUGGAGUACUCGUAUGCAAUUUUAUUUGCUCGGUCAAGAUCUGUGGGAGAUCGUCGGAGGGAGUGAAACGAUACCCCCGACAAAUGAAAACGACCUUAAAAAGUGGAAAGUUAGGGCCGGUAAAGCAAUGUACGCUUUAUCGAUUUCGGUGGAGGACGACUUGCUACAACAUGUCAAGGAUGCGAAAACGCCCAAAGAGGCGUGGGACACUCUUGCUGGAGAUCCACAAGGUGUGAGAUCCAAAAGAGGAGGGAGGCCAAUGCAUGAAAAUUGGCGUAGACAACAAGAAAGAAGGAGCUGGCAACAAGGGGGAGCUCAACUAGAAACCAACAAUGAUCGACGAGAGGAGACGAGACGACGUACGAAUAAUCAAUGCUUCGUUUGUGGCAAACGAGGUCACUACGCUCGCGAUUGUUGGUAUAGAAAAGUUGAAGGAAACAUCGCAUCCACACACCCACAGGUGGAGACCGAGGAGGAGUUAGUUUUCAAGCAUCUGCUGCGGUGA
Mercurialis annua (annual mercury) is the source of this 567-nucleotide messenger RNA. RefSeq lists its product as uncharacterized. NCBI's taxonomy places the organism in Eukaryota, Viridiplantae, Streptophyta, Magnoliopsida, Malpighiales, Euphorbiaceae. The record is from RefSeq and is a predicted model, not a curated record. Bases 1 to 567 code for a protein of 188 amino acids. Gene Ontology annotation, molecular function: zinc ion binding; nucleic acid binding. The transcript has 2 exons.